AUGGUCCGAUACGGAGCUACCGAGAUUGAGACGGCCAAGUCGGCCCGCGCCCGCGGCUCGUACCUGCGUGUCUCUUUCAAGAACACCCGCGAGACUGCCCAGGCCAUCAACGGCUGGAAGCUGCACCGCGCCGUCAAGUUCCUCGAGAACGUCCAGGAGAAGAAGGAGGCUGUCCCCAUGCGCCGGUACGCCGGCAGCACCGGUCGCUGCGCCCAAGGCAAGCAGUUCGGUGUCUCCAAGGCCCGCUGGCCCACCAAGUCUGCCGAGUUCCUCCUCGGUCUCCUGAAGAACGCUGAGGCCAACGCCGACGCCAAGGGCCUCGACACUGGCAACCUUGUUGUCAAGCACAUCCAGGUCAACCAGGCCCCCAAGCAGCGCCGCCGGACGUACCGUGCCCACGGUCGUAUCAACCCCUACAUGUCCUGCCCCUGCCACAUCGAGCUCAUCCUGACGGAGCAGGAGGAGGCUGUUGAGAAGUCUGACGCUGUUACCGACCGCAACGAGCACCUUACAUCAAGGCAGCGUGGCGCUCGCGUCCGCAAGGCCCUCACCGCCGCAUAA
Molecule: messenger RNA, 561 nt
Organism: Pyricularia pennisetigena
Lineage: Eukaryota; Fungi; Ascomycota; Sordariomycetes; Magnaporthales; Pyriculariaceae
Exons: 4
Coding region: 1-561 (186 amino acids)
Biological process (GO): cytoplasmic translation
Cellular component (GO): ribosome; cytosolic large ribosomal subunit
Molecular function (GO): structural constituent of ribosome
Source: RefSeq, a predicted model, not a curated record